AGGGCCGGGCGGGUGUGGCCGGGUCAGGGGCCCCGCCUGGCGCCCGGGACUGGCUGGGCUCCGCCCCCAGCAUAUGCCGCGCCCCGCCUCGGGCUCUGCCAGCGGCCCCCGUUCUCCAUGGCAACCGAGCUCAGUGGUCCCGGCGGAGGGGAAUCGAUCCUCCUCCUCCCCCCGCACCCGCCUGCCUCCCGCCUUCCCCGCCGGGGCUCGCGGCAGCGUCUCUGUCCGUCCGUCCGUCCCGCGUCCAGCGCCCCCCACUGCUGGCCCAGACAUGGGCGCCAGCAGAGCUGCUGGCCGGGGCUGACUCCCUGAGGCGGUGGCCAUGGGGAGCCCCGUGGAUGUCUGCAGAGGUGGGGGGGCCCGUGCGGCCCCCGGCGCUGCUCGGACCCCUUCCCCCCCUCCCGCAAGGGGUCCUCGGUGAGCCCUGUCAUGGCCGUGUAAGCAGCCGCGCCCAGCACCCCGCGACUGUCUCCCACCGGCGGGAAGGCGGCGUCCAAGAUGAUCGUGAAGGAGUACCGCAUCCCCCUGCCCAUGACUGUGGAGGAGUACCGCAUCGCCCAGCUCUACAUGAUCCAGAAGAAGAGCCGGAACGAGACCUACGGCGAGGGCAGCGGCGUGGAGAUCCUGGAGAACCGGCCCUACACGGACGGCCCCGGCGGCUCCGGGCAGUACACGCACAAGGUCUACCACGUGGGCAUGCACAUCCCCGGCUGGUUCCGCGCCAUCCUGCCCAAGGCCGCCCUGCGCGUGGUCGAGGAGUCCUGGAACGCCUACCCCUACACCCGGACCCGGUUCACGUGCCCCUUUGUGGAGAAAUUCUCCAUCGACAUCGAGACCUUCUACAAGAGCGACGCCGGAGAGAACCCCGACGUGUUCAGCCUGUCUCCCGUGGAGAAGAGCCAGCUGACCAUCGACUUGAUUGACAUCGUCAAGGACCCCGUGUCCCCCGGCGAGUACAAGAUAGACGAGGACCCCAAGCUGUUCCACUCGCUGAAGACGCAGCGGGGGCCGCUGCCCGACAACUGGAUUGAGGAGUGCCAGCGGCGGCUGCUGCCCCUCAUGUGCGCCUACAAGCUGUGCAAGGUGGAGUUCCGCUACUGGGGCAUGCAGUCCAAGAUCGAGAGGUUCAUCCACGACACGGGCCUGCGGAAGGUGAUGGUCCGCGCCCACAGGCAGGCCUGGUGCUGGCAGGACGAGUGGUUCGGGCUGAGCAUGGAGCACAUCCGCGCGCUGGAGAAGGAGGCCCAGCUCAUGCUCUCGCGGAAGAUGGCCCAGUUCGCCCAGGACCAGGAGGACGAGGCGGCGCCCCUGGAGCUGGCCCCGGCGGCCCCCGACCGGGCGCCCCGGGAGUCUCCCCAGCCGGGCGGCAGCAGCAGCGGGGAGCCCCUGGCCGGCCGCGGCCUCAAGAAGCAGUGGUCCACGUCCUCCAAGUCCUCGCGCUCGUCCAAGCGGGGAGCCAGCCCCUCCCGCCACAGCCUCUCGGAGUGGCGGAUGCAGAGCAUUGCCCGGGACUCGGACGAGAGCUCCGAGGAGGAGUUCUUCGACGCGCACGAGGACCUGUCCGACCCCGAGGAGAUGUACCCCAAGGACAUCAGCAAGUGGGACUCCAACGACCUCAUGGACAAAAUCGAAGGCCCUGAGCCCGAGGCCACGCAGGACGGCCUGUUUCGCCAGAGCAGCCCCGAGUACCGGGUCCUCUCCAGCGUGGAGCAGCUGAACAUCAUGGAGGAUGAGGCCAGCCCCCCGCUAGUGGCCGCGCCCUCCAAGAUCCACGUGCUGCUGCUGGUGCUGCACGGCGGCACACUCCUGGACACGGGUGCGGGGGACCCCAGCUCCAAGCAGGGCGACGCCAGCACCAUGGCCACCGUCUUCGACUCCGUCGUGCGGGUCCACUACCCCAGCGCCCUGGGCCGCCUUGCCAUCCGCCUGGUGCCCUGCCCGCCCGUCUGCUCCGACGCCUUCGCCCUCGUUUCCAACCUCAGCCCCUACAGCCACGACGAAGGCUGCCUGUCCAGCAGCCAGGACCACAUCCCCCUGGCGGCGCUGCCCCUGCUGGCCACCUCUGCGCCCCAGUACCAGGACGCCGUGGCCACGGUGAUCCAGCGGGCCAACCUGGCCUACGGGGACUUCAUCAAGUCCCAGGAGGGCGCGGCCUUCAGCGGGCAGGUCUGCCUGAUUGGGGACUGCGUGGGUGGCGUCCUGGCGUUCGACGCCUUGUGCCACAGCAACCAGCCAUUGUGUGAGAGCCAGGGCAGCAGCCGCCGCGGCAGCGUGGCCAGCGUGGCCAGCGUGCAGGACACGGACCUGCUGGCCCCGGGCUGCUCCAGCGGCAACAGCCUGGAGAGCAGCCGGCACCUGAGCCGAAGCAACGUCGACAUCCCUCACAGCAGCGGCCCCGAGGACCCCAAAAGGCAGCUGCCCCGCAAGAGAAGUGACUCGUCCACGUACGAGCUGGACACCAUCCAGCAGCACCAGGCCUUCCUGUCCAGCCUCCACGCAGGGGUGCUGAGGAAGGAGUCGGGCGCUCGCCGCUCAAGCAGCUCCACCAUGCUGGACGGCGCCGGUGCCCCGAGCAAGUUUGACUUCGAGAUUGCCGACCUCUUCCUCUUCGGAUGCCCGCUGGGGCUGGUCCUGGCCUUGAGGAAAACCGUCAUCCCAGCCCUGGAUGUUUUCCAGCUGCGGCCCGCCUGCCAGCAAGUGUACAACCUCUUCCACCCCGCCGACCCCUCGGCCUCGCGCCUGGAGCCGCUGCUGGAGCGCCGCUUCCACGCCCUGGCGCCCUUCAGCGUCCCCCGCUACCAACGCUACCCGCUGGGGGACGGCUGCUCCGCGCUGCUGGUGGAGACCGUGCAGAGACACCCGCAGCUGGUCCUGGAGGGCCCCCCUGGCCCGGCCCCGUCCGGGGACGGCUUCCUGGAGACCAGCAUCCCUGUCCCCGCGCCCCGGCCCGGCCCGGGCGGCGUGGAGUCGGACGCGCUCCAGGCCCACAACACAGUCUUCCAGGAGCACACGGCCCCCUCCUCUCCCGGGGCGCCCCCUGCGCCCCGCGGCUUCCGCCGGGCCAGCGAGAUCAGCAUUGCCAGCCAGGUUUCGGGCAUGGCCGAGAGCUACACGGCGUCCAGCAUCGCCCAGAUCGCAGCCAAGUGGUGGGGCCAGAAGCGCCUCGACUACGCCCUCUACUGCCCGGACGCCCUGACGGCCUUCCCCACCGUGGCCCUGCCCCACCUUUUCCACGCCAGCUACUGGGAGUCCACGGACGUGGUCUCCUUCCUGCUGAGACAGGUCAUGCGUCAUGACAAUUCCAGCAUCCUGGAGCUGGACGGCAAGGAGGUGUCGGUGUUCACGCCCUCCAAGCCCAGGGAGAAGUGGCAGCGCCGGCGGACCCACGUGAAGCUGCGGAACGUGACAGCCAACCAUCGGGUCAACGACGCGCUGGCCAACGAGGACGGCCCACAGGUGCUGACCGGUCGCUUCAUGUAUGGGCCCCUGGACAUGGUCACGCUGACCGGGGAGAAGGUGGAUGUGCACAUCAUGCUGCAGCCGCCCUCGGGGGAGUGGCUGUACCUGGACACGCUGGUGACCAGCAGCAGUGGCCGCGUCUCCUACACCAUCCCCGAGGAGCAGCGCCUGGGGGUGGGCGUCUACCCCAUCAAGAUGGUGGUCAGGGGCGACCACACCUUCGCGGACAGCUACAUCACGGUGCUGCCCAAGGGCACAGAGUUUGUGGUCUUCAGCAUCGACGGUUCCUUUGCCGCCAGCGUGUCCAUCAUGGGCAGCGACCCCAAAGUGCGGGCCGGGGCCGUGGACGUGGUGCGGCACUGGCAGGACCUGGGCUACCUCAUCAUCUACGUGACGGGCCGGCCCGACAUGCAGAAGCAGCGGGUGGUGGCGUGGCUGGCACAGCACAACUUCCCCCAUGGCGUGGUGUCCUUCUGCGACGGCCUGGUCCAUGACCCUCUGCGGCAUAAGGCCAAUUUCCUGAAGCUGCUCAUCUCGGAGCUGCACCUGCGCGUGCACGCGGCCUACGGGUCCACCAAGGACGUGGCGGUCUACAGCUCCAUCAGCCUGUCCCCCAUGCAGAUCUACAUCGUGGGCCGGCCCACCAAGAAGCUGCAGCAGCAGUGCCAAUUCAUCACCGACGGCUACGCGGCUCACCUGGCCCAGCUCAAGUACAACCACCGGGCGCGGCCGGCGCGCAACACGGCCACCCGCAUGGCGCUGCGCAAGGGCAGCUUUGGCCUGCCCGGCCAGGGCGACUUCCUGCGCUCCCGGAACCACCUGCUCCGCACCAUCUCGGCCCAGCCCAGCGGGCCCGGCCACCGGCACGAGCGGCCGCAGAGCCAGGCGGACGGCGAGCAGAGGGGCCAGCGCAGCAUGAGCAUGGCCGCCAGCUGCUGGGGCCGAAACGCAGCGGGCAGACCGGAGCCCGGGUCCACCGCCGGCCCCAAGUAGGCGCUCGUCGCGAGCGCGGUGGUCUCCAUGGUGCUAGGCCUGGCCUGGGCACACAAUCGGCUGGGGACAAGCUUGUCCAGGGCUCCCACGGAGGACUUGGGACGUGCCACCGACAGCCCUCCCAGCCUCACCGUAUGUUCUUGGGACCAGAGGUUCCAGCGUCACAAAGGCUGACGGGACAAGCCACUCAGGAUGAUGGAGGGGCUGCCCCCAUCGGGAAGACACACUGGACAGGUGCCUCGCAUUGGCCUGGGCCCAGCCUGCCACCACCCGACGCACUGUCCACCCUGACCCCUGGUCCCCUCCCACUCGGCAGCGCCUCUGACAGGGGUCCUGCCUGCUUCUGUUAGCACGAGUCACUCAACUGUUGGACCUCACAGGUCCUGCACUGACACUGGACAGAGACCCACAACCAUCUUCUGUCUGCGGGCACGUGGACGUGCAUGAAGUCAACCUUGCCCACCCAGGACCUACUGCCACGUGGAAAGGCCCGGGCAGCAGAGCCACGGGCAGUGGGGGGCAAAGCCCAAGCUCCAGCUCUGCAGCGUCCCUGCCGCCCGGCCCCAGCCAAGCCCCGGGCACAGCCCAGGUGGCGAGGCUGCCAGGGGCUGGGGCUUGGCCGGGUCCUGCUCCUCGCCUGCCCCAGUCCGGCCCCAGCCUCCUCGCCCCUCCCUGCGUUUCUACACCUUUCUACUUCUCCGAUCUGAUUUCUAUGCGGGUUUUUUUAAAUGAGCGAUCCUUGAUCCUUGGCUGCUUCCUUUUCUUAACUCAGUUCCAAGUGCAGCCCCUCCACGUGAUACGUCCAGCACUGUGAUGGAGUCCGGCCUGGCCUGGGUCCCCGGGUCCCGCCCUCUGCCCGUGCAGGGGUCACGGGCUCCCUGCCUCACCCAACCCCCAUGAUUUUCACCCAAUUUCUACUCUGGGAUGGGUGGGACACACACUCGGGUUUGGGUUUUUUUUUUUGUCUUUUUUUUUUAAUGCCAAUUGUUUUGUCGCUGAGUCUAAGAAGCCACAACUCGCUUUGUGAGCUCAUGAGCAGGCGGCCAGGCGCGCCCGCCCCAGAGCACCCCUCUGCUGCCACUCCCGCCCGCCUUCUCCGAGGUGGGGACAGGGCGCCGGGCCCCAGCGCCAGGCCCCAUGUGGAGAAGCGGACGCCCGUCUCUGUGUGUAGAUAUGUACAGCCAGAUGGGGCGUGUAAAUGUUCUGCAAAGCGGGGCUCUAGAGAGUGAAAGCUAUUUAUUUUGUGCAGAGAGGAAUGUCUGGAGGGAUGGAACCUUCAGGGUUUAUUCAUAUAUUUAAGAUGUAGCUUUUCAUUGUUCCGGACGUUAUGUAUAAAGCGACAAUUAUCUUAUGGACCAAGAUUUAACGUGACAGUUGCCGUGGAAGUGCAAUAGCUGAGUCUGGCCUAGCAGGACCCGCUGGGCCAGACACACACGCCCCAGGGGCCCCGUGGCAGUGCCUCACCCCUGCCUCCACCCCGGGAGCAGCCAUCGGGAGCGCCUGCAAUAAAGGCCAUGUGGGUGCGGGCCCUGCCCCCGCCUGCCCGCCCAGUGCCAGCCAUGCCAAGGACAGAGCAAUAGUCCCUGGGCCCUUCAGGGGCCCGCAGCCAUAGGUGGCGACAUGGGCAUCCCUCCCGCCGUGUCCUCUCGAUUCGGAUCUGCUUCUGCCUCACCCAGACCCCUGCGUCACAUUCUUCUCCAGAAACACGGAGGGCAGAGCCCCUUAAAAAUACCAAAAAUGUUUACAGCGUUGGGUGCUGAGCUGCAGGGCUCAGGCCUGACCAGCCUACCCAAAGGGUGAGCAAGACUGCCACCCCGCCCCCGGCCCCUUGAGUAGAAGCCUUAGCCCCCUACCCACACCCCCGCCCCGCCCUCUGGUUUCUGAAGAGGGACUCGGCAGAGACCCCGCCCCGCGCCCAGCUCAGUCUGAGCUGCCUGCCACCCGCCUUGUCACCGUCUUCACGUCUCCGUCCUUCCCACUGUCUGUCCGUCCGGGCACGUGUGGCCUGACCCCGCCCUCCCUGUCCCUGCGCCACUGGGCCUGAGUGUGUGCGUGUGUCACUGUCUGUUACACCAAUUAAAGCAGCAGGAAGGCUUC
Messenger RNA from Sorex araneus (European shrew), 6549 nucleotides. It is a transcript of the gene PITPNM2, whose product is annotated as phosphatidylinositol transfer protein membrane associated 2. Lineage: Eukaryota; Metazoa; Chordata; Mammalia; Eulipotyphla; Soricidae. Gene Ontology annotation, biological process: phospholipid transport. The coding region runs from base 499 to 4452 and encodes 1317 amino acids. Gene Ontology annotation, molecular function: metal ion binding; phosphatidylcholine intramembrane carrier activity; phosphatidylinositol binding. Gene Ontology annotation, cellular component: cytoplasm. The transcript is spliced from 25 exons. The record is from RefSeq and is a predicted model, not a curated record.